Molecule: messenger RNA, 2228 nt
Organism: Procambarus clarkii (red swamp crayfish)
Lineage: Eukaryota; Metazoa; Arthropoda; Malacostraca; Decapoda; Cambaridae
Product: putative leucine-rich repeat-containing protein DDB_G0290503
Biological process (GO): regulation of natural killer cell mediated cytotoxicity
Cellular component (GO): cell surface; plasma membrane
Molecular function (GO): signaling receptor activity
Source: RefSeq, a predicted model, not a curated record
AUGCUGGCCAUACGGGAAAAACGCAUCUUGGUGACAGUGGUGUUCUUGGAAGUGACGUUCACAGCUCUGUGUGUUGGACUGGAGGAUAUACACAGUCUGCACCACCUCAACACCGGACACCAGCCUCUGCAAUUGCAAGCCGGAGAUGCAGCCGAUGUUAAGAGCAAAGCUGUGGAACAUCUGAGGCUGCAAGAUGAUGAUGAUGACUUUUUAGAUGAAGCUGAAGCGAUGAACGAUAAAACUGCAGAAGUUUAUUCUAUAGACGGAGACAUUGAAAUGAUAAAUAGCACCAAGAAUGUUUGGGAAGGAGUGACACAACACAGUGAAAAUUCUUCAGAACACAGUGAAAAUUCUUCAGACGAAGCAGUAAUAUUGAAAACCAGUAGUACUAACGAAACACUGAAGUGGAUAAACAAGGAAACAAAUCUUGAGAGUAACAACAGAAACAAAUCAGAUAUGAACAAAAGUGCAAGUAAUCGCAAAAAUAAAAUACAUAAACUCUGGGAUGCAGGAACAGCAGAAAUGGAAGUAGAUGUUUAUAACAAUAGUAAAACCGAACUCUUAAAGAAUGUUAAGUGGUUUAAUAAACCCGAGGCGGAGGAAGGUUCAAGUAGGGUACUUGAAGACGAAGCAUCAGGUGAAGGAGAACAGGAAGGACUCCUUUCACAAAUUAAGCAACACAAACUAGUGAACAGUCACGAAAGCUUCUCCACGUCUCUCCUAAUGGACAUCCGUGACACACUUCGGCAAGAUCAGCACACUAAAUGCGACCACACUUCCAUAGACAGUCUUGAGCGACGACUAGAUCACCUGAGAGACGAGAAAGAGGACGCCAUCGGCAGGUUGUCCAGUAACGUUAACAGAUUAGAAGAAACCAUGAACCAGAAAAUAAAUCUAGUGCUAGAGACGUUUUCCAUGCUGAAGCUGUUGGUAGCAAGUCAGGGUGACCAACUGACGGUGCUGCAAGAGAAGCUUCAGGGAGUGCAGGAGCAAACACAUACCUUCGAAGUGCAGAUGAAUAGGUUCCAGCGAUCACUACAAGAAGUCGAGAGCUCAUUAAGAUCUCACAAACCUCAGGUAGUCUUGAAUUACAGCGAUAUCCUGACGGAGGAGAGUAUUCAGGAGUCGCAACUGAACAUCACUGAAAUCGAUGAUAGGAUUCAAGAAACAAAGUCUUCGCUAGACGACCUCACAGAAAUAGUGAAGAAUCUUACUGGAACUGUAAAAUCCGUGAGAGACGAAGUGAAGGAAGUAAAAAUAAACAUUACAGAGCGUACUGAAGUUCUUGCUGCAACACUCUCAAAAGAACCCACUUCAGACAAACAUAAUACUGUAGAUGCCUCUACAACCUGCCAGUGUUUUAGUAAUGAGCUUCGAAAUUCUUUAGCAAAACUGGAAAAAGUUCAAAAUGAACAGAAGAGUGAACUUGAUGGUCUUGCCAGAAACUUGACAACGUUGGAAAGCGAGCGUCGUGAGGUGGGCAAUAAAUCCUGGAGCUACAAUCAUCGCCUGGGCGAGGUGGAGAGCUUUAAGGAUCUGAGCUUCGUCAAGAGGAAGGUCAACGCUGUCCAGGAGGAACUGCACAACCUCAAGCAAGAAAUGGGGAGUAAAACAACUCUGACACCACAGCUUAGUAACGUUACAAUUGAGGACAGCAGUGUUGAGGGUAUUUGUGUGUGGCCGUAUCGUCGUGGCGGGGGUGGGUGUUACCACGUCAACAGGGAAGAGCGCUUGACGUGGCAAAGUGCAAGAGAACACUGUCGCAGCAUCCAGGGGGACCUCGCUGCCCCACAACAAUACAACCAGUUCAAGGUCUUCAUUCUUAAACUCAGACUUAGCCGAGCAUACACCUACUGGAUAGGAGCAUCAAAUGUUGGCAAGGAAGGUGUGUGGUCAUGGAUAGAUGGUCGCGUUGUGAGCGAAGACGUGUGGGGCGGCACCCAGCCCGAGGACCUUCACUCUCACUGUAUGGCACUCAAACCUGCAUACAAGUUUGUGGCGUCUGCCGAGGGAUGCCGAGAGAGCAGGUUUUUCAUAUGCCAGCAAGAGCGACUAUUGUGAUGCUAAAAGAUUAUUAAUUAUUAACAGAUUUAUCGUCUUGAAGAAUUAUUAAAGAAAUUUUGUUUGUUGUUAAUGAUGUGGACUUUAUAUAUUUUAUCAACAUAUCUUAUUAUAGUGGUGUGAACUAACCUUAUAUGUUAUUAUUUAUUGUACUACUUAUUUAUUGA